Molecule: messenger RNA, 497 nt
Organism: Drosophila nasuta
Lineage: Eukaryota; Metazoa; Arthropoda; Insecta; Diptera; Drosophilidae
Exons: 2
Coding region: 74-301 (75 amino acids)
Source: RefSeq, a predicted model, not a curated record
UGACGCUUAGCUGGCUGUAAACAUCAGUCAAGUUCUUCAGAACAAACAGACAACAACCCCAAAACUAUACAAAAUGUUCAAGUUUUUCGCUCUGUGCCUCUUCGCCAUCGUCGCUUGCGUCGCCGCCAAGCCCGCAAUUGUGGCUUCCCCUCUGGCUUAUAGCGCCUACACCGCUGCUGCUCCAGUUGCCUACAGCUCGCCCUACACCGCCGCCUACACCGCAGCUGCUGCCUAUCCCUACUCUGCCUAUCCUUAUGCUGCUGCCUACUCCGCUUACCCCUAUGCCGCCUACUACCGUUAAGCAGGACAUCGACUAAACUGAUCUGGAUCUGAUAAACUGGAACAACUCUUCACUCCUUAACUCGGCUUUUUUUUUCCUCAUUUUUCUACUUCUAUUUGGGACUUUAUGAUUUCCUAGUAUUAUGCGUGUUUGGGAAGUUCUGCUGAAGAGAGGAAUUUAUGAUUUAAUUGAAUAAAUGCACUUUGCGUAAAACGUA